Molecule: messenger RNA, 2596 nt
Organism: Candidula unifasciata
Lineage: Eukaryota; Metazoa; Mollusca; Gastropoda; Stylommatophora; Geomitridae
Source: the annotation of a GenBank genome assembly
AUAUCAUACAGAAGACAUAGAACUCUUGUUUCAAGUCCUAAGAUGCUUCAUCAAUAGGUUCAUACCACAGUUUCAGUUUGUCAAAGACUUUUUGGAUGAGACCGUUGCAAAGACCUACACCACAGAAUGGAAGAGGAAGGCCUUCUUCAAGUUUGUUUCAGUCUUCCAUGAUCAAAGUUGGCCUCAGGAACUGAAAGCAAAAAUCUUGCAGUACGUACUGAUUCCCUGCUUCUAUCACUCAUUUGAGAAAGGAGAAGGGGACAGACUCAUUGGAGGUCCUCCAGCACCUGACCAGGACAGUGAUGACAACGUCAUCAGUGUGUUUAUUAACCGUGUCAUUGACCCAGAGAAUCCUUUUGGAACCUCUGAUGCAGUUAGGAUCCUGUUGCUUCAGUUUUCCUCACUUCUUGUGGAGCAGGCCUCUGCACAUAUUCAUGAUGCUGCAAACAAAAAGCAAGGUAACAAGCUGCGUAGGUUAAUGACUUUUGCCUGGCCAUGCCUGGUUUCAAAAAACUGUGUAGACCCGGCCACCAAGUAUCAUGGUCAUCUGUUGCUGGCACAUAUCAUAGCAAAGUUUGCUAUUCAUAAGAGAAUUGUUUUGCAGGUGUUUCACAGUCUGCUGAAGGCACAUGCCCAUGAGGCCAAGACGGUUGUCCGGCAGUCCUUGGAGUACUUGACCCCUGCAAUGCCCAGUCGCAUGGAGGAUGGAAAUGGAAUGCUGACUCACUGGACAAAGAAAAUUAUUGUUGAGGAAGGUCACAGUGUAGGGCAGCUUGUGCAUAUUUUACAACUUGUUGUUCGACAUUAUAAAGUCUACUAUCCUGUCAGACACAGCCUUCUUCAGCACAUGGUUAGUUCCCUUCAGAGACUCGGCUUUUCCCUGAGUGCAAGCCUGGAGCAUCGCAAAUUGGCAGUGGACCUGGCAGAUAUUAUCAUUAAAUGGGAGCUGAUGAGAAUUAAAGAGGAACAGGAAGGCCCUGGGGAACCACAGUCUCCCUUGCCCGAUCUUAGUGCAGCAUCUACCAGCUCUUCUGGAGGAGCAGCUGCACAGCCUGCAGCUAUCAAACGUUCACUUUCUUCAGUCAGCUCACCCCAAGAACCCAAGAAAACAAAGGCAGCCGGAAGUAUAAGUGGUGGAAAAUCAGAUGUAAAUAAACCCAUUGACAAACAGUAUUGUGAUGCAGUUGCCAAUUUCUUGCUUCGGAUUGCCUGUCAGGUAAAUGAAGCUGCAAGUGGUGCUGUAGGCCACAGCUCAGCUGGAGAGAUGCUGUCCAAGAGGUGUGUGGCUCUCCUCAAACUGGUCCUGCGUCCUGAUGUAUGGCCGAAUGUAGACCUCAAAUUAAGCUUCUUUGACAAACUGUUGAGCACUGCCACCAGUGCCCAGCCAAACAUCAGCAAUAUUGUGGUAGCUCUGGAGCUGUUGGAGUUCCUAAUUGGCAUCAUGAAGAAAGAAAUGAUCUUAUCCAGCUUCAAGCCCUUGCAGCGUGGCAUCUCUGUGUGUAUGAACUGUAACAACACCAAAGUCAUCCGAGCAGUGCACAAGCUGCUGAUGAGCUUAAUGAGCAUCUUCCCAACAGAGUCUGCCAACUGCUCCGUGGCUUCCAAGUAUGAGGAGUUGGAGGCAUUAUAUGCCUGUGUUAGUAAGCUCAUCUAUGAAGGGUUGACCAAUUAUGACAAGAACAAUGGUGCUAGCCCAUCUUUGUUCAGCACAUUGAUGAUCUUGAAGUCAGCGUGUGAAAACAAUCAGUGUUAUAUUGAUCGCCUCAUCACCAUCUUUAUGAAAGUGCUGACAAAAAUGACCCAUGAACACCUCAAGACUCAAGAAUCUUCCCAGGCUAAUCGUGCUGGACAAACAGUUCAGGACACAGACAAAGGAGGUUCCAGUGAGCUGCUGAUUCUGAGUUUAGACUUGGUCAAGAACAGAGUUGGAGUCAUGAGUCAGGAGAUGCGGAAAUCUUUCAUUGGUAACAUCCUGGCAGGUUUGAUUGAGCGGACAGGAGACUCCAAGGUUAUGCGAGCAAUCACAAAGAUGGUUGAAGAUUGGAUUAAAAACAAGACAACAAUUGCCAUAAAUCAGUCACCAUCUACCAGAGAAAAAUGUAUAUUACUGUCCAAACUAAUGAGCAACAUAGAGAGGAGGUUCCCCGCAGACAUUGAACUCAACUCCCAGUUUCUGGAUUUGGUUCUGUUCAUCUACAGAGACAAAGAUCUAGAACAUUCGGACCUGACCACAAAACUAGAGAAUGCUUUUUUGGCUGGACUUAGGUGCAACCAACCUCAUAUCAGACAAAAGUUUUUAGAGACCAUGGAGAAGAGUAUCCCUCGGAAAAUAUUUGAUCGCCUGUUGUACAUCAUGUGUUCACAAAACUGGGAAAAUAUGGCUACCCAUUUCUGGAUCAAGCAGGCUCUAGAGCUACUUCUGGGCGUUGCUCUGAAGACUACUGGUAUCCAGAGCUCAUCACCUGUCAACCUUUUGCCAAGCAUCUGUUCUGUGAUUGUUAUGGCAGAUUCCCAAGAGAGGGCAGAAUAUUCAGCAUUGGUGAAAGUGAAAGAUGAGCCCAUAGAUAUGGAGUCUGUGGACACUAUAAGAGAUGAG